GGAGGAAUCGAGGUUCCCUAGGAGGCCUAUGGAGACAAGCCUGGUAGUUAUGGAGAAUUGUAAGUGCAGUUCCUGAUAGCUUUGCUUACCGCCUUGGUCAGGAGAAGUCUGACAGGGUAGAAAACUGGCCUAGGCAUAGAAUAGCUCGUGAGGGUGCGUUUGGUGGUGGUGAUUUCUGUUGUCCCCAGAUCUGACGGCUCGGUUUCCUGUCCUGUGUUCCUACGUUAUUGCGGAAAGUAAACUAAGGGACAGUUGAACACUCGGUCAGGUCCGGCCAUCAGCAUAGCUGACUACCCAGCAGCGGCUUCUGGUACUUCCCGCUUUCGAAGCUCGCUUGCCUUUCCGUCGUCGAGCCUCCGUAACCAGACGUUAAGCAGUCAUGAGGCGACGACACGAGUCCACGUGGGAGAAGCUGUUCCACUACCGGGGCGUCAUUGUCGUCGUUUCCGUCCCUAUCUUCCUUAUUAUCUUCAUUAUUCUAUUUAUGCCUCACGGGGAGCCAAUCACGGACGACCACGUCAUCCAUCACAGCGCGGCAGAUGAGGUCAACAAGGCGGUUGCUAAGAUGCAAGCCGCAGAGGACAAGUAUGCCGUCAUUAUCGACGCCGGAAGCACCGGGAGUCGCGUCCACGUGUACCGGUUCAACUCGAAGCUCGAACUGAUGGAAAUCGGCGACAACCUCGAGUUGUUUGAGCAGCUCAAGCCUGGUCUCAGCUCGUUCCGCGAGAACGCCAAGGGAGCGGCGGACUCGCUCCGUCCGCUCAUCGACAAGGCGCUCACCGUCGUGCCGGAGGAAGUCCGCCCCACCACGCCCAUCCGCGUUGGAGCUACAGCAGGCCUCCGUCUGCUUCCGGGCGACCUCGCUGACAACAUUCUCGAAGCCGUCCGCGUGAUGCUCAAGGAGUACCCCUUCGCCUUCGAGGCCGAUUCUGUCAAGAUUCUCGACGGCGCUGACGAAGGCUCUUUUGCAUGGGUGACGGUGAACUACCUGCUUGGUUAUUUGGGCAAGGACAUUGGCCACACGGUGGGGGUGGUGGAUCUGGGCGGCGGGUCCGUGCAGAUGACGUACGCGGUGCCUGAUGACGUGGCACGGAAGGCGCCGGAGGGCUACGUGAGGAAGCUGAGCGGCAUGGGCAAGACGUACAGCGUCUACGUGCACAGCUACCUGGGCUUCGGUCUGAUGGCAGCUCGAGCGCAGGUGCUCAAGGCCAAGCCCGCUGAGAGCGAGGGGCAUGCGUGUCUGCCCAAGGGCACUGAUGACAAGUAUGUGUACGGCACAGAGGAAGUCAAGGCACUGGCGCUAGCCACAGGAGGGAGUGCCAAGGAGUGCGCGCAGCUGGCAGCACGGGCCUUGGAGCUGGGGGGUGCUGUUGCUGGCGACGCUGCUCCCGCCUGCUCCUUUGAGGAGUGCACGUUUGGGGGCGUGUGGAGCGGGGGCCGGGGCGAGGGCGCUUCCAAGCUCUUUAUUGCCUCCUACUUUUUCGACCGGGCUGGCCAGCUUGGCGUUAUUCCUGACGCCAAGGCGUCAUCAGCUCCCGUCAAGGCAAAGGACUUUGCAGCGGCAGCUGAGGCGGCUUGUGCCACACCUCUGGAAGAAGUCACGAAAAAGUUUCCUCAGGUGGACCAGAAGGACGCGCCCUACAUGUGCUUGGACGUGGUGUACCAGCACAAGCUGCUCACUCAUGGCUUCAAGAUCGAUGAUGCGGCAGAACUCACACUGGUGAAGCAGGUGGCUUACAAGGGCAAGGACGUCGAAGCAGCUUGGCCACUGGGUGCUGCAAUUGAUGCGAUAUCGUCUUGAGAGGUCUUGCAUCUAUGUUUUGUUAGAUGUUAUGCUAUUGAUGGAAGUAGUCAAUUGUGAAUCUAGAAAAUCUUUUGUCGUACGGUAUGAAAUGAAUCUGAUUAUUGAAUGGAAAACCGUGCUGACUU
Closterium sp. NIES-67 is the source of this 1929-nucleotide messenger RNA. Lineage: Eukaryota; Viridiplantae; Streptophyta; Zygnematophyceae; Desmidiales; Closteriaceae. The record is from the annotation of a GenBank genome assembly.